UGUGUUCGAUCGUGUGAGAGGAGAGAGAGUCGAUCACCAAGGAAAUGAAUAUUAUUAAUUUUUGGUUUUUUACCCAUACAUGAAUAUUGCUGAAACUUGAAAGGCAAGAAAAGGACAGCCGCUGCUGCCAACACAGACAGCAUCAUGAUUUUUGUAUCAUCUUUUCAUGCUCUGUGCGUCCUCUGUGUUCUACUGUAUCUCUACACACGAUCUACAGUGGCCUCUUCAGACGAUGUUGGUUUCAAGAAAUUCCAGCGAGUUUAUCUAGUGGUCUAUCUCUUUGCAAUGGCUGCUGAUUGGCUGCAAGGUCCUUACGUGUAUGCCUUGUAUGAGCAUUAUGGGAUGACACCCCAUCAGAUUGAGCAACUCUUUGUUGGGGGUUUCGGUUCUAGCAUGAUCUUUGGCACAGUGGUUGGCUCGUUUGCAGAUAAAUUUGGACGUCGGGCAAAUUGUGUGCUGUACGGUAUCCUGUACGCUUUGGCAUGUGUCACCAAACACUUCAACAACUUCUUCAUUCUGAUGAUAGGCCGGUUGCUGGGUGGAAUAGCAACCUCCAUUCUGUACAGUGCAUUCGAGUCUUGGCUAGUCUAUGAACACAACUCAAGAGGGUUUGACAAGGAUCUGUUAGGUACCAUAUUUUCACAUGCAACACUUGGAAACUCCAUCGUUGCCAUAGCAGCUGGCAUAGUUGCCCAAUUCUUUGCCGAUCUGUAUGGUUUUGUGUCACCAUUUGACGUCUCAUUGAUUGUUCUGAUUUUAAUGGUUUUAAUCGUCAUGACGAUAUGGUCUGAGAACUACGGCGAUGCCAAAGCCAGCUUAGGCACAUCAUUCAAAACAGCUAUUUCACACAUAAGGACAGAUCGUAAAGUCUUGUGUCUCGGCCUGAUCCAGUCUUUAUUUGAAGGAGCGAUGUACACAUUUGUUCUGGAGUGGACGCCGGCCCUUGGCCGGUCACAAGAGCAGACGGAUCCUAAUCAGCCAAAAGAGACCAUUCCACACGGCAGGAUAUUUGCUGGGUUUAUGGUUGCAAUAAUGAUCGGAUCCUCCAUCUUUAAGAUCGCAAGUAAACAUUUUUCAGUGGAGUCCUUCAUGAGACCUGUUCUCUUCAUAUCAGCGCUUGCUCUUUGUGUGCCGAUUUUAAUGCCAUGGAGUCAGCCCAUGGUGUUUGUAAGCUUUCUAGUGUUUGAAUGCUGCGUGGGUAUCUUUUGGCCUUCUCUGGGUACCAUGAGAGGGAAGUACGUGCCAGAAGAAGCUCGAUCUACCAUCAUGAACUUCUUCAGGAUUCCUUUGAAUAUGAUUGUUAUAUUCCUACUUUUACAGAAUCUCAGUAUGGGAGUUAUCUUCAAGUUCUGCGUAGGGUUCCUGCUGGUUGCUGCUUGCGUUCAGCAGUGGCUGUACCGUCUUACCCUGGCCACACCCGUCAACGACAUGGAGAAAGGCGGGUUCGGUAACCAGAACCACUCCAACCCCGAACACCAACAACUCCCUAAAAAUGGUUUACAUUCUAUUAACGAGGUGCAAUAAGCUCUGAAGACGUUUAGCCUUAACUUUUUCAGCUACCAUAGGAAUUCCUGUGUUUUGUUGUAUAUUUUGCUCUUUGCUUUGUUUUCCCUACUCUUGUCUUGUUCCCUGUUAGCUUUAUCAAGGCACGCCAGGUGGAUGGUGUAGUGGCAUUUUGACCCACUUAAACAUUUAGCUGUAGGGUGGCCCAAAACUCUAACAACCCCCCCCCCUCCCCCACCCCACAGUCACAUGUGUGUGAUCCAGACUAUACUCACAAGCUAUAUGUGACACUUGUGUCCUUAAGCAAGACACUUAGCCAUUGCUUCGUCCUUCGGAUGGGACUUAAAGCCGUUGGUCCC
This is a messenger RNA of Asterias rubens (European starfish), 1862 nucleotides long. Its product is annotated as molybdate-anion transporter-like. Lineage: Eukaryota; Metazoa; Echinodermata; Asteroidea; Forcipulatida; Asteriidae. Gene Ontology annotation, biological process: molybdate ion transport. The record is from RefSeq and is a predicted model, not a curated record. Bases 145 to 1524 code for a protein of 459 amino acids. Gene Ontology annotation, molecular function: molybdate ion transmembrane transporter activity. Gene Ontology annotation, cellular component: membrane. The transcript has 12 exons.